Molecule: messenger RNA, 791 nt
Organism: Zea mays
Lineage: Eukaryota; Viridiplantae; Streptophyta; Magnoliopsida; Poales; Poaceae
Product: 40S ribosomal protein S19
Exons: 4
Coding region: 71-508 (145 amino acids)
Biological process (GO): ribosomal small subunit assembly; translation
Cellular component (GO): cytosolic small ribosomal subunit; ribosome
Molecular function (GO): RNA binding; structural constituent of ribosome
Source: RefSeq, marked validated
CAAACCCUAGCCCAGAGCAGCCGCAUCGAACUCUACCUGCCUUUCUCUCGUCCCUGGCGGCGGCGGCAGGAUGGCGGCUUCUACUGCGAGGACGGUGAAGGAUGUGAACCCCCACGAGUUUGUCAAGGCCUACUCCGCCCAUCUCAAACGCUCCGGCAAGAUGGAGCUUCCUGAGUGGGUUGACAUUGUGAAGACUGCGAGGUUCAAGGAGCUCCCUCCUUAUGACCCUGACUGGUACUACAUCAGGGCUGCAUCUGUAGCAAGGAAGAUCUACUUGAGACAAGGCAUUGGUGUUGGUGGCUUCCAGAAGAUUUAUGGUGGCCGCCAGAGGAAUGGCUCACGCCCACCUCACUUCUGCAAGAGCAGUGGUGCCAUUUCACGCAACAUCCUCCAGCAGCUGCAGGAGAUGGGCAUCAUUGAUGUCGAUCCCAAGGGUGGACGGCGCAUCACCUCCCAGGGAAGGCGUGAUCUGGACCAGGUGGCUGGAAGGGUUGCUGUUGAAGCUUGAGCAAUCUCAUAUUUGGUUUCUAUGAUGUCAUGUUUGAUUGUUGAGAUGGCUACACUUUAUUUGCACUUUGGAUUAGGAUUUUUGUGUUAAGAGAACUCAAGGCAUUCUAGCUAUGGUUCACACUGUAUUUUCCCUGAGUACCUAUUUAUCAAAACCUAUUCGUAUGUUUGGGAAGUGUCUGAGCUGAUAUUCAUGACAUGUAUUUGGUAUAGGUCUAUCUAUGUGACGUGAUAAUAUCAUUGGAUAGAUUACGAUCUAGAUGAAUUUCUAUCUCUUGAGUUUC